Messenger RNA from Phascolarctos cinereus (koala), 2052 nucleotides. Lineage: Eukaryota; Metazoa; Chordata; Mammalia; Diprotodontia; Phascolarctidae. The record is from RefSeq and is a predicted model, not a curated record.
AAGGGGAAGCGGCGAGACGGAGGCAAAACUCGGAGUACCCGGCCCCGGCGCGGGGCUGCCGCUGACGAGUCUGCGAGCCAGCCCGGGCUCGCGGGAGAUCCGAGAGGGAGGCGUGGCGGGGCCGGGGAUGGGAUGACAGGCCUCCAGAUGACAGCCUCUCCCGCCAGCCCGCGCCGCCGCCGCCGCCGAGCCAAGAGCCGGGCUCCCGGGCUCCCCGGCGACCGGGCGGAGACGGAGCCUCCCCCCGCCGGGUGACAGCUCGCGCAGAGCCGGCGGAAGCUCGCGGGGGCUCGCGGGGGCGCAGGCGGCCCGGGCUUCCCCUCUGGGGAGCCCCGCUCGGGCCGGUCCCGGGCCAUCCCCGCCAUUCUCUCUCUCACACUCCCGCGUCUCCACGACCGCUGCCCCGCAAACUCCCCUUCUCUCGGUGGAACAACCGUCCCACCCCCUUUUGAAUGUUUCUCACCCGAUUCCUUUGAGUAGUACUAAAUGAAAUCUGCAGGAAGUCUUUUCUGAAUGGAAGUGAAUUUGUUUGAAGCAUAACAUGAAUUGGUUCCUGAUAACACAGGAGUUGAGCUUCCAAAAAUUCAUGAAGCAGUCAGCAUAUAUGGAAGAACUUAAAUAUGACUUCAAUGAAAAGGCUGAAUUAAGACACACAGAAACACAUGAGCCCUUUGUCUUUAAUUAUUACAAAAAUACUCUUGAGAGAAAUAGCAAGCGCUACCAGGCCCUUGGCCAUUUGCUUGAAUGUUACAUUUAUGAGCUCUUGGAGAAAGUAUGCAAACUACACAAAGUAUAUAUCCCAAUCCAGGCUGUCAUGGAACCAAGGAGCUUCUUUUUCAUGAGUGAGAAUGCCUUAACUAAUCCUUCCCUUCUUCUUGUUCUCCUUCAAGACCAUGGAGUUUUUCGGGCUGGGCAGUGGAGUCAACAGACCAUAGUUCGUCAUGGCCUGCAACAUGGAAGUCAAAUACCUUGUAUUCAACUAGCAUUGCAAUCAGAUUAUGGUAUCAUUGUUUUAAAUCCCAAUGAUAAUUUCAUGGAUUUAAAGCUAGAAAAAGAGUGUCAGAGUCCUCUAGGAUACACUGUUGAGUCAUCUUCCACAGAAAUGUUUCAGCCUGGGAACCCAUUUUCUUUGUCUAAGGUUGCCCAAUGCAUUCCUAAAAAAUACAGUAGUACACCUGAGGAACAUACUGCCUACAUCUGGAAUCAUUUCAUUUUGAAAAGUGCAGCCAAGAACGUAGCUUUCAUUGUCCAUGGUUAUGGAGGUUUGGUUUUCAUGGACCUACUUGUUCAGAAAAAGUGGGAAGUAAUGAACAAAGUAUAUGCUGUAGCCCUUAUUGAUUCUGCACACCAUGUAGAGCACCAGCUGGGAAAUGACACACAGCUAUUAGCAUGGAUAAAGCACCACUGUCGAGAAUGGAUAACAAGCCACAAGCCAUUGGAUAAACCUGUAGCCACUGUUUUAAAAAUGGAUUGUCCAAAGGUUUCUGCUGGUACAGAAAAUCAUAGCUUAGCACCUUCUACAAGCCUACAAUCAAUUUUCAAAUACCUCAAAAAUGCUUUAAAAGCCAAAACAACUGUUCAUUUUUCUCGAAUGCCAAUUGUAACUAGAAGCUGCACAAAAAGAAAGCAAAGCACUUAGGAAAAAAGGGAGAUGCUGUGUCUGCUCCUUAGAAAGCUGCGGUAAGAAUGUUAGAAUCAAAGAGCAGCUUCUACCUCUUCCCAACUUUUGUAUGCUGAAUCAGAAUGCUUCUGAUAACUGUCUGAUUUUGCUUUUUGUUUUUUCUUAAGGAAAUGUGAAUUUUUUUCAUUUUUCAGACUUUUGUGGGAUAAAGAAAGUAAACUUCCAGUCUGCCAUUUUUUGUACUUUACAAUCUUACUUUAGAACCUAUUGUUAGAAUUGUUUUAUUUUUUAAAAGCCACUUCCUUGAGAGUUUAAAGGUAGUCAUUACAAAUACUGCCACUUAAUUCAAAUUUAGAGCAAGUUAUAUUCUUUGAUUUAUAAAUGGUUUUGGUGACUCUGUAAAACUGAUUAAAAUUAAACAUAAAGCAGCA